AGCACUUCAUGGUUAUUUCUCACACCCUCACCCAAAAACACAGCCGGUGUAGGACAUCAGAAAGGAACUGAGAUACUCGGAAAGAUCACAUACAGACAGAAAGAGACGCAGGAGAGCGUUUCAAAGUCCAACCGAUGGCGCCUUGGAGAAAAACCAGCUCUGAAAGAUAUGGAGUUGUUAAGUGGAAUUUCAACGCCAAAGUGGAAAAGCAGUUGUCCUUGGCCGUCGGGGACACGGUCCACAUACAGGAGUCAUGUGAAGGAUGGUAUAAAGGUUACGUGAUCAAGAACAAAGAGAGAAAAGGAGCAUUUCCUGCCAACUUUAUAGUGCUUAAGGAAGUCAUCAUCGAAAAGAGAGGAGAUGAGGAGGUCAUUACCUCUGUUGAGAUGCCGCUGGUGAAGGAGGUGACCACCACACUGAGAGAAUGGGGCACCAUCUGGAAACAGCUCUAUUUGCAGUCCAGUAAGAAGGAUCGUUUCAGUCAGGUCCAGCGGCUGAUGUGGGAUUUAAUGGAGUGGCGUUCCCAGCUGCUGUCCGGGACGCUGCCGAGUGACGAGUUUAAGGAACUCAAACAGAAAGUCACCUCAAAGAUCGACUACGGAAAUAAGAUCUUGGAGCUGGAUGUGGUUGUUCGGGAUGCUGACGGGAAUAUCCUCGACCCCGAGCGAGCCAGCGUCAUCAGCCUCUUCCGAGCACACGAGGACGCCACGGUCAAGAUCACAGAGCGAAUUAAAGAGGAACAGUCCAACGUUCAGAUGGAUCAUUCCGGAGUGUCCGCACGGAUCCAGUCUUCUCCCACACACAGCCUCUAUGUGUUUGUGCGUAACUUUGUGUGUCGAAUCGGGGAGGAUUCAGAGCUCUUCAUGUCUCUGUAUGACCCCAACAAACAGACCAACAUCAGUGAGAAUUAUCUGGUCAGAUGGGGAGAUAAAGGUCUGCCGAAGGACAUUGAGAUGCUCAACAGUCUGAAGGUGGUCUUUACUGAUCUGGGGAAUAAAGACCUGAACCGAGAGAAGAUCUAUCUGAUCUGUCAGAUUGUGCGCGUGGGCCGUAUGGAUCUGAAAGACGCUCAUCAUAAGAAAUGUACGACGGGCCUGCGGAGGCCGUUUGGUGUGGCUGUGAUGGAUAUCAGCGACAUCAUCAAAGGAAAGGCAGAAUGUGAUGAAGAGAAGCAGUAUUUCAUUCCCUUUCACCCAGUCAUAGCUGAGAAUGACUUUCUGCACACUCUGCUAAACAAGGUGACGUCGUCACGAGGCGACAGCGGAGGCCAAGGUCUGUGGGUCACCAUGAAAGCUUUAGUGGGCGACAUCAUCCAGAUCCGGAAGGAAUACCCCCACCUGGUGGACCGGAGCACAGUGGUUGCGCGCAAACUGGGUUUCCCUGAGAUCAUCAUGCCGGGGGACAUCCGUAACGACAUCUACCUCACCCUGCACUCCGGGGACUUCGACAAGUACAACAAAACCACGCAGAAGAACGUGGAGGUCAUCAUGCUGGUGUGUGACGAGGAGGGGAAGAUCGUGCCGAACUCGAUCUGUCUGGGAGCUGGAGAUCGGCCUGUGAACGAGUAUAGGUCAGUCAUUUACUACCAGAUCAAACAACCUCGCUGGAUGGAGACUUUUAAGGUGGCGAUUCCUCUGGAGGAGAUGCCCAGAAUACACCUGCGCUUCAUGUUUCGUCAUCGCUCCUCACAGGAGUCGAAGGACAAGAGUGAAAGGAACUUCGCGAUGGCGUUUGUGCGUCUGAUGAAGGAAGACGGAACCGUUCUGAGAGAUGGCAUUCAUGAGCUCACCGUCUUUAAGGGGGACAGUAAGCGUAUGGAGGAGGUGAGCUCGUACCUGUCCCUGCCGUCGGAGCGCAGUCACCCUGACGGCCACAAGGGGGCGACGCUGAUGCGCAGCUCCAGUAGUGUGGGCGGCCUGUCGGUCAGCUCCAGAGACACCUUCACCAUCGCAACACUCGUCUGCUCCACCAAGCUCACGCAGAACGUGGGUUUGUUGGGUCUGCUGAAGUGGAGGACUCGUCCGGAAAUGCUGAAACAAAACCUGCAAGAACUCAAACUCAUUGAUGGAGAGGAGGUUGUGAAGUUCCUGCAGGACACCUUGGACGCCCUGUUCAACAUCAUGAUGGAGCAUUCUCAGACUGAUGACUACGAUAUUUUGGUGUUUGACGCUCUGAUCUAUAUCAUCGGUCUGAUCGCCGACAGAAAGUUUCAGCAUUUUAACACUGUGUUGGAGGCGUAUAUCAAACAACACUUCAGCGCCACACUGGCUUACAAGAAGUUGAUGUCCGUGCUAAAGACGUAUCUGGACGUGUCGAGUCGAGGAGAGGCCUGUGAACCCAUCCUGAGGACGCUCAAAGCCCUCGAGUACAUCUUCAAAUUCAUCGUCCGCUCCCGAAUGCUCUACUCUCAACUCUAUGAAGGCAAGGAACAGGCCGAGUUUGAAGAAUCUCUCAAAAGUUUAUUUGAGUCGAUCAAUAACCUGAUGAAAAGUGACUACACCACUACACUACUGCAGCAGGUGGCUGCUCUGAAGUACUUGCCCACAGUCCUGCAAGAUGUGGAGACGGUUUUCGAUGCUAAACUCCUCAGUAAGCUGUUGUAUGACUUCUACUCCUGCAUUCCCCCGGAUAAACUACAGAAACCCAAAGUGACGUCCAUGACUGAGAUAGUGAGCAGCAAACUCUUCCACAGACAAGACUGCCGGGACAUCUUGUUACCCAUGAUGCUCCGGGAGCUGAGCGAGGCGUUGGUUGUGGUGGGAGAUGCGAAUCAGGGUGAGAAGAGGAACAGCGUCGAACUCCUGAACAACAUCCUGGAAGUGCUCAGCCGCAACGACGUGGGAGACACAUUUCAGCACAUUCAGGACAUUGUGUCGUCUCUGCUGAGGACGAUAAACCGCACAGUCAUCACCAUGGGCCGAGAACACACUCUCAUCUCUCGUGUGGUGGCCUGUAUGACGGCGAUUCUCAGUCAGAUGGGAGACAAACACUAUUCCUGUUACAUCGAGACCUUCAGUGGGACCACAGACCUAGUGGACUUCCUGAUGGAGACGUUUCUGUUGUUUAAGGAUCUCAUCGGUAAACAUGUCUAUCCAUCUGACUGGGUCACCAUGAUCAUGGUGCAAAACCGAGUGUUCCUCCGAGCGAUCAACACAUACGCCGACACCAUGAACCUCAAGUUCCUCGACAACAACAACUUUGAAGUGCAGUUAUGGAAUAAUUACUUCCAUUUGGCUGUGGCGUUUAUUACCCAGGAGUCUUUGCAGUUACAGCAUUUUUCUCCCACUAAAAGGACCACGAUUUUGGCCAAAUACGGAGACAUGAGGAGGCUGAUUGGUUUCUCUAUCAGAGACAUGUGGUACAAGCUUGGCAUGAAUAAGAUCUGUUUCAUUCCCGGGAUGGUGGGUCCUAUCCUGGAGAUGACGCUCAUCCCUGAGGAAGAGCUGCGGAGAGCAACCAUCCCUAUAUUCUUUGACAUGAUGCAGUGUGAACACCACCACUCCGGACACUUUAAAAAGUUUGAGAAUGAGAUCAUUCUGAAGUUGGAUCAUGAAGUGGAAGGAGGCGGAGGAGACGAGAGAUACAUGGAGCUGCUACAGAGCAUUCUUUUAGAGUGUGCUCUGGGACGCCCCCCGUUGGUGACCGAGGUGCAACACUUCGUUACCCUGGUGACCGGCCUCCUCGAGCGUCUCCUUGACUACCGUACGGUGAUGAGUGAUGACAGCCGGAACAACCGCAUGAGCUGCACUGUCAAUCUUCUGAAUUUCUACAAGGACAUCAACCGUGAGGGGAUGUACAUCAGGUAUCUGUACAAAUUACGGGAUCUUCAUUUGGAUGGAGAGAACUACACAGAGGCGGCGUACACACUCCUGCUGCACUCCAAACUGCUGAAGUGGUCAGAGGAACAGUGUGCUCUUCAACUGGACUAUCAGACGCCUCAGUCCCAGCGCCAGCUCAAAGAAACACUCUACGACACCAUCAUCAGCUACUUCGACAAGGGCAAGAUGUGGGAGGAGGCCAUCACGCUGUGUAAGGAGUUGGCGGAUCAGUACGAGAUGGAGGUCUUCGAUUACGAGCUGCUCGGACAGAAACUGAAUCAGCAAGCCAAGUUUUACGAGAACAUUAUGAAGAUCCUGCGGCCCAAGCCGGACUACUUCGCUGUGGGAUAUUACGGAUGCGGGUUCCCUCAGUUCCUCAGGAAUAAGGUUUUCAUUCACCGUGGGAAGGAGUACGAGCGCAGGGAAGAUUUCCAGAGUCAUUUGAUGAGUCAGUUUCCCAGCGCUGUGAGACUCAACAUCACCACCAUGCCUGGAGACGACAUUAAAAACUCAAACAUGCAGUAUAUCCAGUGUUUUACAGUCCAGCCGGUUCUCGAGAUCCCGCCACGGCUGAAGAACAAACCCGUCCCUGAUCAGAUCAUCAAUUUCUACAAGUCGAACUACGUCCAGCGGUUCCAGUAUUCCAGACCCGUGAGGAAAGGGAAAGUGGAUCCUGAUAAUGAGUUUGUUUCGAUGUGGAUCGAACGCACCACGUUCAUAACGGCGUAUAAACUCCCAGGAAUCCUGCGCUGGUUUGAGGCCAUUAGCAUGACCCACACGACGGUGAGUCCGCUGGAGAACGCUCUGGAGACGAUGGGACAAACCAAUGAGAAGAUCCUCACCAUGAUCAACCAGUACCAGUGUGACGACACAUUACCCAUAAACCCCCUCUCCAUGCUGCUCAACGGCAUCGUGGAUCCCGCCGUCAUGGGCGGCUUCGCCAAAUACGAGAAGGCGUUCUUCACGGAGGAAUACACACACGAACAUCCUGAUGACAGAGACAAACUCAUGAGGCUCAAAGACCUCAUCGCAUGGCAGAUCCCGUUGCUGGGCAGAGGAAUCAGUCUGCAUGGGAAAAGAGUGACCGAUGACCUUCGACCUUUCCACGAGCGCAUGGAGGAGUGCUUCAAACAGCUGAGGAAGAAGGUGGAGAAGGAGUAUGGAGUGAGAGAGCUGCCGGAUAUGGACGAGAGACGGUCCACUCGCCCGCGCUCGAUGCUGCGCUCGGUCCGACAGUCCAUCUGCUCACUGGCUGGAUCUGAAUGUGGAACGCCCACUAAGACACACCCAGAGAGUUUGUCUAUGGACAGUGGCCCUCCUCUGUCUCCGUCCAUCAUCCCUCAUUCCAGUGGAAGUAUCAGUGUGAUGGAUGAGAGCGGUGUUGAAGUGGAGGUGAAACUGAGGAAAUCCAAGAAGAAGAAGAAGCCCGGCCGCGGCAGCAUGAUCUUCAUCAGCGAAGAGAAAGAGCGGAGCAGCACCCUCGACAAACGGCUCUCCAAGAAGCAGGAGUUUCGCAGCGACACGAACCUGUCAGAGCCGAACAUGAGCGGCAGCGGCCUCGUCAACUCCAGAUCUCUGCCUACUAUCACAGGUCUGUCUCUGUCAGUAGCCAAUGGGAGUGAGGAGGCGGAGUCAGCGCGGUCCAAGCGUGACAGUAAGAGUGUGUCUGUGUGUCUGCCGUCUGACCGCACGAGUGACCGUCGCUCCAAAGGAGUCAUAAACCUGCUCUUCAAGACCAAGCAUAGCUCCAAAGCUGAAGAAGCAAAACCCUCUUCUGAGGCGUCUCAUGAUGCGUCCACUCAUCGCUUUUGAGUCGUUUGUCUCCUAAUGUUCUUUACAUUUUUGCUUUUGUUUCUGCUGUUUUAACUAUGAAGACAAAUGCUUUAUUAAUCUGAUAAAGUUACUGAGGAUUUCCUCCUGUUUCAUCUUAAACUGUAAUAAAUUUCAACUCUGAUUUCAUUGAAUGUGUUUGAAACAAACUUUAAUGAAAUGAAGUCAUGAUUUGUCUUGAUUGUGCCUUGAAAGUCGUGCUGUGCUGUCAGCAAUAAACUUAUUUUGGACUCAUAUUUGGAAUACAUUUAAUUAUUAAUAUUAUGGGCAACAUUGGUCAUAUGUUUUAAUUGAAGGACAGGAAUGUUUGUUUAAUAAAAAGGGAAGCAGAACGGUUC
Molecule: messenger RNA, 5986 nt
Organism: Pimephales promelas (fathead minnow)
Lineage: Eukaryota; Metazoa; Chordata; Actinopteri; Cypriniformes; Leuciscidae
Gene: dock2
Product: dedicator of cytokinesis 2
Biological process (GO): cell migration; myoblast fusion; small GTPase-mediated signal transduction
Cellular component (GO): plasma membrane; cytoplasm
Molecular function (GO): guanyl-nucleotide exchange factor activity; small GTPase binding
Source: RefSeq, a predicted model, not a curated record